GGUAAGUGCGCUCCAAAUAGGGAAGUUGAUAAAGUUUGAGUCAUAAAUUGAGAAAUGAAUUACGAACAUUGUAUUGUUUACUUUUAACUUUGGACUUGCUUGAGUGCUUUAACUUCAUCAUUAUCUGGAAUUACAACCGGAAAUCAAAUCAAGUUUUGUCAAGUAUUAAUGAAAUGAUGGGAAGCUGAAAAUUGGAGGAAAAGCCUACCGUGGAUUAUGUAGUAAAAAGUUUAUACACAUCCGUUUUGACCCAGCCUAAAAUAUUUCCGGAUUAGUGUGAUUUUAUUUCUAUAUUCGUAACCAUCAAGGAAAAUGGCUAUGGAUGGUUCUUGGGAAUUAAAUAUAACAGUGACUGACUUAGCUGUAGAGAGGACCCUAAGGGUGACAGGUGACCUUCACAUGGGUGGUGUUAUGGUGAAGUUGGUGGAAGCUUUAGAUAUUGCUAUGGAUUGGUCAGAUCAUGCCCUCUGGUGGCCAGAUAAAAAUAUGUGGUUAUCAAGACCUCGUACCACAUUAGAUCAAUACGGAGUAGGAGCAGAUGCACGCCUUUUAUUUACUCCUAUGCAUAAAGUAAUGAAAGUACAGAUCCCAGAUUUACAAAUCCUCGAGCUGAGAAUGGACUUUUCAUGUAAAGUUUUCUCCGCUGUGGUUCAGCUUUGUAAAGAAUUAGGUAUAAGACAUUCAGAAGAAAUGUCUGUAAUGAAAUAUAUGGAUAAGGAUGAUUUAAAAAAGAAUAUAAAGGAGACUUUAAACCAAAAGAAAAAGAAACAUGGAUCGACAGAAAACCUUGGUGUAAAUGGUAAUGGAGUGCAGUAUCAUUCUCCCUCAGGGAGCAUAGAGAGACUGAGUCCAUACAGUAGAAGUCCGGCCGGACCCUCACCAACAAACACUAUAGGAAAAACACCAGGAUAUAAUGCUAAUUAUUCAGCAAACUCAGUUUCACCUUACAAUACAUUAAAUGCUAAUGGGACAUUGUCCCCUGGAUCUAUGUACAGUUUAUCUUUUGAAAGUGUCAUGGAAAAUGCCCUGGCAAAUAGUCCACAGAUAAGUGUCAAGGAUGCCGCACAGUUCUUACAAAAACCAAAAAAUCUGAUUGAAAAAGCAAGACAAAACUAUGCAUGGUUAGACUCGUCCAAAUCGCUGAUGGAACAGGGUGUGAGAGAAAACGAUUUUGUUGUCGUCAAGUUUAAAUACUUCUCAUUCUAUGACCUGAAUCCAAAGUAUGAUGCUGUCAGAAUUAACCAGAUAUAUGAACAAGCCAAGUGGUCACUGCUGUCAGAAGACGUAGAUUGCACAGAUGAAGAAAUGAUGAUGUUUGCAGCUUUUCAGCUUCAGGUCCAGAUGCAGGCUGGGCAGCCACAGCCUAGUGAGUCCAUGAUGGAUUCUUCUACGAUGUCCAACCAUCUACCAAAUGAUGACAUUGAUGCUGAUUUAACAAAUUUAGAGGAAUCAUUAGACAGUACAGUGUUAUCAUCAGCUGGAGAUAUUACCUCCAUUCCAGAACUCAGUGGAUGUGUCAGAUAUUUUAAACCAAAGAAAUUAACUUUGAAGAGUUAUAAAAAAGCGUUUUGUAGAUGUAAGGAUACUCACAUAGCCUUCUAUAAAACAGAGGAAGAUUCUAAUGGUACACCUGCCAUGAAAGUCAAUAUAAAAGGAUGUGAAGCUCAUCCAGAUCUAAACCUGGCAUCUCAGAAGUAUGGAAUUAAAUUAUUUGUACCUGGUUCAGAUGGCAUGUCAGAAAUAUGGCUAAGGUUUGACAGUGAGGAGCAAUACUGCAAGUGGAUGGCAGCUUGUAAACUAGCAUCUCAGGGGAAGACAAUGGCUGACAGUUCAUAUGUAACAGAAGUAGAAUCUAUAAAGACUUUACUAAGUCGACAACAGCCAUCGCAGACACCAGCUCCAGUACAGCUACAGUUUGAUGUCAAUGUAAACGCUGAAGACUUUGUCGCUCCUAGAUACCAUAAAAGGAUAAAAAAUAAAACUUUAGUACAAAGAAUAAUGGAAGCUCAUUCAAAUGUACAGAAUUUAAAUUUAAUCGAAUCCAAGAUGGCGUACAUAAAAGCAUGGCAAGCUUUACCAGACUUUGGUAUUACUUAUUUUGUUAUUAAACAAAAGAACAGUAAAAAAGAAGAAAUACUUGGUGUAGCAUACAACAGAAUUAUGAGAGUAGACAUGAGUUCUGGUGAUGUGGUAAAAACAUGGAGAUACAAUACUUUAAAAUCAUGGCGGGUUAACUGGGAAAUUCGACACGUAGUUCUUGAGUUUGAAGAAGAAACAUUAAACUUUUCAACGCAGAGUGCUAGCUGUAAAACAGUUCAUGAAUUUAUUGGUGGUUAUAUAUUCCUUUCUAUGAGAUCCUCAGACAAAAAUCAGACAUUAAAUGAAGAAUUAUUCUUAAAAUUAACAGGAGGAUGGAAUUGAAAGUUAAGUUUUUAAUGUAUGACCUUAGUGCCUCAGUUGAAGGUCGUUCAGCCAUAUUGGAAAAAUGCAGGGCAUUCAGGAAAAGGAAAGACUUAAGAAGUUAGGUCUAGAAGUUUUAAAAUUUGACAAUAACAUUAUUUUAAAUGACUAUAUAAGAUAUAAAUCAUUAUUCACUAUUUAUCAUACAAAAAAUCACAUCAAAUGUGUAAAAGAUUUCUGAUAUUGCAUGCAGCCGUAGAGAUGAGUUUAUAGAAGGUACUGUUGUGAUGUUUGUUAGCUGAAAUUGGAAUGAAAAUAUUUUUCAGAUUGUCAGGAAAUUUAUAGACAUGUGUAUCAUUGUUCUAAUUAUACUUCCUGUGUUGUGGUCUGAUAUUCACAGAUAGGAGCAGCUAUUUAUAUUUUAUCAUAGGUCAAGGAUGGAUUUUUGUUUAAUCCAGGCAUUGCAAUUGCCAAAAAAUGUCAUAAAAAACUACAAUAUCAAAUGAAUAAAAACUGGAAUAUAAAAAUGAAUGACGAAAAUACGAAUCAAGAAUCUGUACUCCAUAGAACAAUUUUUUGAGACAUUUGUGUGAACAAUGUUUACUUUAUUAAUCUUGCUCCUUAUGCUCCCAUGUAGUAGUCAAAUCUUUGCAGGAUCUCAUCUCAGACAAAAAAAAACCCAGCCAAUUUCUUCUCUGCAGUGUCUGUACAUACAUUCUUUAGGAUAUUCUUCAAAGAGUAAAAAAAAAAAUUCUGUUUAUUUAUAUGCUGCUGGAGCCUUUGCCCAACCAGGAAGUAAUACAUUUAACAUUGAUACAGGACCUAUAGAUGACCUUGAUGACUACAGAUUUAAAUGUUGUACUGUGAUAGAAGUUGAAUUGUAAAACAUGUUCCUUAUACCAUGCCAUAGAUAAAUACCAUAAAUAUUUUAUAUAAUUUUUGUUUUUGUGUUUGACUUGUGUUUGGCCUUUUUUCUCUCAGCUUUGGUUUUUAAAUUUCACUGUACAGCAUUACUAGUUCCUACAAUUUUUAUCCAGAAAAAGUACAUAUGAAUUAAUGUUUUCUGUGAAAUUGUUUACAGUAUGAAUAAAAUAAUAUGUAGGGAGACUACAAAUUUAUUACAAAUUAUCUCCAUUUAUAGAAUAUUAAGGGGAGACAACUUUCAUUCGAUUUAAUCUGUGAUCCUUAAAGGUCAGAAUGACUAAGAUAGUUAUUUACUAGUCAUGGCAAAAAAUUGUAGCAAUUCUGCCCCGAAUUCUAUUAAAUUACUUUGUGUUAUAAAGCAAACAACUGUUUUUUUUUUUACUAAGAAGACAUGAUUCUCAUAGAACCAUGCUAUCUUAAUUGUUCCAGAAUUUUAUUAUAACAGUUUGCCAGAAUAACUUCAAAAUAUUUGUUUUUGAUCAAAUUAGGGAGCUACUACCAUUUGAUUUUUAUGGGGGGGUUAGGAUGAAAAAUUUUGUCCUGCAUUUUUUAUUUUUAGUUGUAAUCUCUGUCCUGCCUUUUUAUUUUUCACUCUAUUCGGUCCUGCCUUUUUAUAUAAAUUGUCAUCCUGCCUUUUUUUUUUUUGCCAAGUUGCUCAUCCUGCCUUUUUUUUUAACUCAAAACUCCUGUCCUGCCUUUUUUUUCAAAUUUCAUCCUAGCCCCCCCCC
This is a messenger RNA of Mytilus californianus (California mussel), 4052 nucleotides long. RefSeq names its product fermitin family homolog 2-like. Lineage: Eukaryota; Metazoa; Mollusca; Bivalvia; Mytilida; Mytilidae. Gene Ontology annotation, cellular component: cell-substrate junction. The transcript is spliced from 13 exons. The record is from RefSeq and is a predicted model, not a curated record. Gene Ontology annotation, molecular function: integrin binding. Bases 313 to 2421 code for a protein of 702 amino acids. Gene Ontology annotation, biological process: cell-matrix adhesion; integrin-mediated signaling pathway.